GGUCAGUCUGAAGAAGAAUUUCCUUCAUCUUUCUCCUUCAACGGUACGGAAACACAAUCACUACCUCUAUUGUCCACUCACUCGUUUAAUCCCGAAAACGACGCCGUUUGGUGAAUUCGAAACAGAGUACGAAUAAUCCUCUUGGGGCGGUGUCAUAUCGUCGGAAUCCACCGUCACCACCACCACGCGCCCACUCCAAUUUGCUUCUCCUUAUAAUAAGCUUGACCUGUGAAAUAUGGUGGAACAAACCGCAGAAAAAUCUCGUCGAGAACGAAGAAAAGAAUCCCGUUUGGCCAAAAAUGCAUCCAAAUACCAAUCCUGGCUUCACCACCAGAAAUCUGAAUCUAUAAAAAGAAAUAAGAAUGAUAGUUCAGAGUUAAAAUCUGAGACCAAAUUGGACCAAUCAGUUAGUCCUACUCUCAAUGAAAAAAAAGUUGUGAAAUUGAAAUCUUUGUCUCGGAAACAAGCAACAGCUGAAGAAUGCUCCUCGUCAGAAGAGGAAGUUUAUGUCCCCGUUGCAAGGAAAGUGAAAAAGGUUUCUCAAAAAAGUUCCAAGAAGAAGAGGGUUGAGAUGGGUGUGUCGGAUGUUUCAAUGGCUGCACAACAGGAUUUAGAAUUGGAAAGAAAACUCUCCAAGAAGCUAAAGGUGAAAGAAGGAAAGUUGAGGGGAGUUGAUGAUGGGAUGAAUUUGUUACUCGAAGGUAUGCUGCCUGGUGAUGAUUUAUUUGGAGAUAUGGAGGUUGAUGAGUUACCGAAAAGGAAGUCGAAAAAGAGCUCAUCGAGUAAAAAGCACAAGUUGUCAAAGGAAGGGAUGGAAGCAGGGUCAUUAUAUGGUGUAUCGGAACAUGCGGAAGUUCUUAAUAAAGAUGAAGCAUUAGAAGAAGUUCCCAAUAGUGGAGCAUCCAAGAAGAAGAAUAGGAAAAGAAAAUUGCCAAGUCAAGAGCAGGAAGAUGAUAUGGAGGAUGGUUCUGUUUCUGUAGUCGAACCUGCGGAAUCCUGUGGAAGGGAUGUGAAAUUGGGGGUUGUUGCUGCUGAAGUUUCAGAGAAGAAAGAGAAAGGAAAAUAUAUAGCGCCUCACUUGAGAGCUCGUGCUGGCAAUGAACCUGAGGAGCAUACUCAAAUUCGAAGACGUGUACGAGGUCUUCUUAACAGGAUUUCCGAAGCAAAUGUUGAGUCGGUUACUGGAGAAUUGUCCUUGCUCUUUCAGUCUGUUGCUCGUGGUGUUGCUUCACAGAUUAUGAUUGAGGAGACUUUAGCGUCAUGUUCUGGAGGCCCCCGUGGCAAUCAACAAUAUGCUGCCGUCUUUGCGGCAUAUGUUGCAGGGAUGGCCUGUUUGGUUGGUAUUGAUUUCGGUGCGAAGUUUAUGGCUUCCUUUGCUAAAUGCUUUGAGGAUGAGUACCAUAAAAAAGACAAUCUCUCCUUGCGGAAUAUUGCUCUUCUCUUAUCCUAUUUAUGCAUAUUUGGAGUCUGUUCUAGUGAUUUAAUAUAUGACUUUCUAGUCAUGCUGAGCAAGCGUUUAACUGAGGUGGAUGUCUCUAUUAUUUUGACAGUGUUACAAUGUUGUGGGAUGAAAAUAAGGGUUGAUGAUCCAGCUACCAUGAAAACUUUCAUUCUUAAUGUUCAGGAUACCUCAAAUAAGUUGAAGGCUUCCUCUGGAGAUGACCCUGAAAAGAAUAACAGUAAAAGAAUGGAUUUCAUGCUUGAAACCAUAUAUGACAUCAAGAACAACAAGAAGAAGACAGAAGAGGUUCACCCUAGAAUUAAAAAGUGGCUACAGAAGUUAAGAGUUGAGGAUAUUUCGCUUAGAGGGCUUACAUGGAGUAAAUUACUUGAUCCUGACAAGAAGGGCCAAUGGUGGUUGUCUGGAGAUGUGGUAUCUGCAACAGAUAAUAUUGAAGAAGUUGCUAACAAAAUAGACAAAGAUGUUGCUGAAACUCAACGAAUGCUGCAGCUUGCUGCUGCUCAAAGGAUGAACACAGAUUCCAGAAGGGCAAUCUUUUGUAUUAUAAUGUCUGGGGAGGACUAUAUUGAUGCAUUUGAAAAGCUUCUGAGAUUGGAAUUACCUGGCAAGCAGGACAGAGAUAUAAUGCGGGUUCUUGUUGAGUGUUGCUUGCAAGAGAAUGUUUUUAACAAGUACUAUACAGUUCUGGCUACCAAGUUGUGCGAGCAUGACAAAAAUCACAAGUUCACUCUACAGUUUUGUCUAUGGGACCACUUUAAGGAGCUGGAGACUAUGCCUCUUUUGAGGUCAAUGCACCUGGCAAAGUUUGUAGCUGAAAUGGCUGCCUCUUUCACUCUCUCCCUAGCAGCUUUGAAGACUCUGGAUCUGAGUGAUCUCAGCAUGCUAACUCCAAGAAGGAUUAUGCAUUUCCGGAUUCUGUUUGAGGCCAUUUUCGAAUACCCUGAUACCUUAGUGUGGAAGAUAUUCACACGUAUAGCGGGGAUCCCUGAACUUGAAAGUUUUAGACAUGGCAUUGAGUUUUUCAUUAAGGAGUACAUGGUGAAAACAAAUAAAGCUGUAUCUCAAAAAUUUAAGUUGGUAAAAAAAUCCCUUGAUAAUUUAGAAGGAGUCCUGAUGCAAGAGUAGGUUUUGGAGAAUACCCAAUUUUGUAGCAUCUUGUAUCAAUUUUUUAAUUAUUUAUAUCAUUCUUCUGGAUAUCCUUGUGAGUUAUUAGCAUUAGGAAUUUGGUACAAUUACUUUGGUGAAGGUCUUGGUAACAAUUUUGUAGUAGGAUAAAUUGCAUUCUUCUCAUGUCUCAGAUAUGCUUAAAUGGCAUGUACACCUUUUUUAAUUAUGUGAAA
This is a messenger RNA of Cicer arietinum (chickpea), 2802 nucleotides long. RefSeq lists its product as uncharacterized. The record is from RefSeq and is a predicted model, not a curated record. Gene Ontology annotation, molecular function: RNA binding; protein binding. Gene Ontology annotation, cellular component: nucleolus. Gene Ontology annotation, biological process: ribosomal small subunit biogenesis. NCBI's taxonomy places the organism in Eukaryota, Viridiplantae, Streptophyta, Magnoliopsida, Fabales, Fabaceae.